UCUCCAAAGAAUCCAAUCCAAGUUUCCAAGACACAGGUUCUGUUAAUUAAACUUCAGAAUUUUCCCUGUUUAUUUGCACAAUAUAUAUAGUUGCAAUGUUUUCCAUUUUCUCUGUCUGCUACUAGUCUCUGUCUUAGCUUCAUUCUCUCAAUCUAAUUUUCAACAUUCAAAAUCAAACCAUGACAAAAAAGCCACAACAAACAUGUAAUAUUCCAAGCUCAUCAGCAUCUUCUAAGCUUGUAAGACGAAAAGAUUCCCCCGUGAUCUCAAAAUUCAAGCCGAAGAUUCGAAUAAUUCACAUAUAUGCACCGGAAAUCAUAACGACCGACACUGCGAAUUUCAGGGAGCUAGUUCAGAGACUCACUGGGAAGCCAGAAGAUGAAAAGGGAAAAGGCAAGAGCAAAUCCGACACUGCAUCAACCAAGGUUAUGAUGAAGAACUUGUUCGAAGAAGAUGAACAAAAGUUUCUGAAUCUGCAAAAUGAGACAAUGGUAAAUAAUGAAAACCACGAAAAACAAGAAGAUUUAUGGAGAAGAUCAAAGUUAAAUAAUGAAGAGAAGCUCAAUGGUUUUCUUGAAGGAUUCUCUGAACUGGAUGGUUUUAUGGAAGAGCUGUGUCCUGUGCCUGUUGUGGAUCAAAAGUAAUUAAUUAAGGCCUUCUUUUGAUGUAUGUAUAAAUUUUUUGGUCUAUCUCUUCAUCAAUGUUGUUUUAAAUUGCAAAUGCAGUGCGAUCUGCGUUGUGUUUGUUCUUGAACUAGUUUAUUUUAACUUGG
Molecule: messenger RNA, 772 nt
Organism: Arachis ipaensis
Lineage: Eukaryota; Viridiplantae; Streptophyta; Magnoliopsida; Fabales; Fabaceae
Product: VQ motif-containing protein 25
Cellular component (GO): nucleus
Source: RefSeq, a predicted model, not a curated record